UGACAGUUCUCCUACGAUGCCAAUUGUAUGGUAGAGUAGAGGAAAAUUACUUUAAAAUAAAAAUACAUAAAAUAAUAACACAUUCUAUCAUAAAUGUGUGCCAAACUGAAUUUGGACUAAUUCACCUGUGUGAUAACCCUUUCAUAAAGUCAAAAUGUCGUACCGAGAUCCCGGGCCUUUGCCAAAUAGAUGGUUGAAGUGUCCUCGUAAGGCAUCAGGGCUUGUUGCUGGAAAGUUUCUAGCUUUCAAGACUCCUUUAGGACAACAGUUCAAUGACAAAGUUCCAGAGGAGAACCGCUUCACUCCUAACAUGCUGUUUGUGUACAUGAAGAGUUUAAAAGUAAAACUUGGGAUGUGGGUGGACCUCACCAACACAACGAGGUUCUAUGACAAGACAGAAAUAGAGAAUAUGGACUGCAAAUAUGUGAAGAUGUCCUGUCGCGGACACGGAGAGACACCUUCGUUAGAUCAAACUAGACUGUUCAUCCAACUGGUGAGCAAGUUCCUCAGCCAGAACCCGCUGGAGGUGAUCGGAGUCCACUGCACACAUGGUUUCAACAGAACUGGCUUUCUGCUCGUCUCCUACAUGGUUGAGCAGCUGGACUGCAGCGUAGAGGCUGCGAUUAUAGAGUUCGCUAAAAUGAGGCCUCCAGGUAUUUACAAGCAAGACUACCUACAGGAGCUGUACAGACGCUACGACGACGUAGAAUACACGCCCGCCGCGCCGCUCAGGCCCGAUUGGUGCGAUGAGGAAGAAGGUGAGGACUAUGACGACAGUACGCCGAGUAACUCGCAGUCUACUUCAUCGCAAAACGCAUCAGGGCCAAAACCCAAGAAAGGCCGCAAAGAAACCACCAUGAAGAAGACCACAUUCAUGCCGGGCGUCCGCGGCGUCGAACCCUUCAACAUCCAGCCACGCCUCCUCGAGAUCCAGCAGAAAGCCCAGGAGUUCUGCGAGUGGGACAGUACUGGCUUCCCGGGGUCCCAGCCGGUGUCUAUGGAUGUGAUGAAUCUUAGGAAACUACAUGAGAAGCCGUAUAGAGUGUCUUGGAAGGCUGAUGGAGUCAGGUACAUGAUGUUAAUCGACGGAGAAGGAGAGGUGUACAUGUUAGACAGGGACAACUGCGUUUUCAAGGUGUUCGGGCUGCGUUUUGUGCAUAGGAAAGAUCUGAGACAGCAUCUUAGGGAUACUUUACUAGAUGGCGAGAUGGUGAUAGACAAAGUAGACGGCAAGGAGAUACCGCGUUACCUGUGCUACGAUAUCAUCCGGUUUGAGAAUCAGGACAUAUCCAAAAAGGCCUUCUUUCCUUCCAGGAUGGACUACAUAGAACAUGAAAUUAUUAAUCCUAGGUUAAAAGCAAUGGAGAAGAAGAUGAUACACCGGGAGCGCGAGCCCUUCAGCGUACGCCUGAAGCAGUUCUACGAAGUUAGAAUGGCGCACCAGCUACUGGGAGAGAAAUUCGCCAAAGCACUGUCUCAUGAACCUGAUGGACUCAUAUUCCAGCCUUCUAAGGAGCCUUACGUGCCCGGGCCCUGUGAAGACGUGUUGAAAUGGAAGCCGAGCCACAUGAACAGCGUCGACUUUAGGCUCAAGAUCGUCACGGAAGGCGGCCAAGGUAUACUCCCUAAAAAGAUCGGCCAACUGUUCGUUGGGCAGCUGGAACCUCCGUUCGCCACGAUGAAAGUUACCAAGGACAUCAAACACCUCAACAACAAGAUCAUUGAGUGCACCUACGAGAACAACCGAUGGGUCUUCAUGAGGGAGAGGACUGACAAGUCCUACCCUAACAGCUAUAAUACUGCUAAAUCGGUAUGCGAAAGUAUACGAGACCCCGUGACCAAGGAGCGGCUGCUCGACUUCAUAGACAACCACCGGUUCAUAGACGACUCGGACCUCAUGCCCAUGCCUAAAAUGGUGCGCCGAUAGUAUCAAGCUAGAUACUGCAGCAUAGUACAUUUUCAACGGACCGGGCGUUUUAGAUCAAUUUCAUAUUGGACAGCUAAAGAUACUCGAGGGUUUACUGGUGAAACCCGAUAAAUUGAGCACACUGGUUUUUGAAAGUCGAACUAUGUGCAAAUUCCACAAUGUUCUUAUUUAAAAAAAAUGAUUUAUCGGCUUUCACCAGUAAACCCUCGUAUGGGAUCUCGAUUUAUCGGGUUUACCUACUGGUGAAACCCGAUAAAUCGAGAUAAUUUG
Molecule: messenger RNA, 2197 nt
Organism: Leguminivora glycinivorella
Lineage: Eukaryota; Metazoa; Arthropoda; Insecta; Lepidoptera; Tortricidae
Gene: mRNA-cap
Product: mRNA-capping enzyme
Exons: 12
Coding region: 155-1927 (590 amino acids)
Biological process (GO): protein dephosphorylation; 7-methylguanosine mRNA capping
Molecular function (GO): ATP binding; protein tyrosine/serine/threonine phosphatase activity; mRNA guanylyltransferase activity
Source: RefSeq, a predicted model, not a curated record